AUGUGGAAGGACAACAGCAACGGUAAGGAAUCUUUUAAGGUCUACUCUUAGAAGGAAGCAAGAGGGCUUGAAUUUCAGAGCAUGUGGAAAAAUUGGUGUUUUACUUUAUUUACUCACAAAAUGUGCUAAAAUGUGCUAAAAUGAGAGAUAUUUAGGGUAGCAGGAGAUAUAGUGGAUAAUAAGACAUGAUCCGUUUCAAGAAAGCCUCUGCAUGAAGCAGCGCUUUAUUCUCAGCUGGAUAUCUUUGCUGUCUAAUUAUUGCUUCUUUCAUGAGCUGAAUUUUUUACGGUGGGUGUUGGUUAAAACGCUGCAGAUCCAGAACUAUGCAAACUUAGAGAGCAAGGAAGUUUAUUGCAUGUUCAUACUGAACAUUUUGUAUAUUAUGCAUUGAAAUUACCAACAUUUCUUCAACUAGAAUUUUGGAGGAAAAUUAUUUUAGUAAAUAGAACAAGUAAAUUGUGCAGAACUUGUGGAUGCUUUCUGAUGUAUAACCAGCUCCCUCCUCUGUCCCACAGAUGAUGCACGAGCCUCCAGCAAUGGCUCCUCUCGCAGCACCAGCCGCAGGAAAAGAACCAGCUUCUCCAAAGAGCAUGUGGAGCUGCUACGCGCUACCUUUGAGACUGACCCGUACCCGGGCAUCAGCCUCAGGGAGAACUUGUCUCAGACCACCGGCCUGCCAGAGUCACGCAUACAGGUACAGAGUCAUCACAUUUAGCAAAAUCUCUUACAAGUAAAAAAAAAAAAAAAAGAUUGGAUAAAGUAAACAGAUUUGAGUGUUAUGAGCACGUGUAACACACUCAAUACUUUUUUGCAUGUAUGCAUAUAUUACAAACACUCAGAGAGAUGUGUUUGUGUUGCUAGUCUUUCACUCUGCAGUUUCUCACUCUGCAGUUUCUUAUCAUAGACAGGCUCUGUGUUCAAAUGCAUCCUGCAUAGAGUUACAGAUACACAAUCACAGUAUCACUUUAUUUCUUAUCUGUAAAGAUGACACAAGCUGUUUUUAUCAGCUGACGGAUAGACAGUGCAAAAGGCUCUGAGAGCCAAAUCCCCCGCUGCCUGUUUGUACACAGAUUGAUUAAAAGAAAAACGAGUGUUGCUUUUUAUUUCCCAGUUUUAAUCUGAGCUUCCUUCUCCUCUCUUUCCUGUCAAGGUGUGGUUUCAGAACAGGAGAGCUCGCACACUGAAGUGUAAAGGAGCAAAGAAAGCUCUGUGGCAGUCGGACAGCCCCGUCCACGAUCCCUUGCCUUCUUCUCAGACCCACAGGGGCCUGCCUCAGGGUCCCCCACCUGCCUACCCCGCCCAGGUGAAAGAGGAAAUUGAGGAACCCUGCUACUAUGACCAGUGUCCCCCGGCCUACUCCAACAUUGAGGAGCACGGACAUUACAACACAAUGUAUGGACUGCAGCAGAGCCAACAGCUGGGGAGCAGCUCCAGCCCUCCUCUGAGGGGUCUUUGGUCACAUCCAGGCAGCCACACACCCCCUGUGCCCCCUCAGUGGUGCCACUCUCCUCUGGAGAUGAGAAACUAUGGCUCAAACUUCAUGUAUCCAGGAUCAGCAGAGCAGCAGAUGUACAUGCCAAGCUCAGGCUCCCACUCCACUCCUGACACACCAGACUCUGGGUACUGGGACAACAGUCUGGAGAACAGCCCCCCACUGGAGGGUCAGUACACACAGCUGGAGGAUUCAUGGAAUGGGGCUCCUCCGGAAGGCUGCAGGGAUUCAGGGUACCUGCCAAUGGCCCAGCAUGCCCCGCUGCCAGAGCUGUCCCUGCAGGAGAUCCUGGGGGAGCUGAAUGAGGACUGGUUGGGAGGGGACCACACUGUUGUGGAGAAAAUGUCUCUCUGCUGA
Messenger RNA from Xyrichtys novacula (pearly razorfish), 1849 nucleotides. Lineage: Eukaryota; Metazoa; Chordata; Actinopteri; Labriformes; Labridae. The record is from the annotation of a GenBank genome assembly.